AUGGUUGAAAAUGAGGGCGACACUGAUAUUCGCCGCAUCAAACGAUUCACCAUGCCCUCCAGCCUCCGCCGUACAGAUAAAGCCAAAGCACACCCGGGGUCAGUCAACAUGCUGGACCGGGGCGAACUCAAGAUGCUAACGCAGAUCCUACACCUAGACAACACAGACCUGAAGAAGAUAGUGUCUAGAUCUCAAAUCGAGAGACUGAUCCAGAAUCUACCGAAGCGCCUCCGUCGACCUAGGCCUCUAUCGCUUAGUUUCAAACAAUCUCCUAGCCCACUUUGCGAUUUGCAUGCGCCUCUCAAUGUGGAGUUGAUCUCUAAUAUAUUCAUAUUCGUGCAAAUAGAGGUUACGCAGCAUUUUAUUCUGUUUGAGAGAUUCCCUGAGCUCUGUCAUCCCGUCGAAGAAGAGAUCCUGAUCCGUCUGCGGGCGUUGCGAGGCAUGUGGAUUAAACCUGGCCAGGAACCGAAGAUCUUCAUCCCCAAUGGAUGGAGCUACCAGAUUAAUGGCUGCAGAGCUUGCAUGUUGGCGCGUGUUGCGUCAGAUAUGGAAGCUGUGCGCAAUUUGCGAAUAGUGAUUCUAAGCCGGACGCGGACGCGGCGAAAGCACAGGGCCCGCACGCUCAUGGCUUUUGUUGAUGAGUGUAUCAAUCAGUUCACCAGUGAGCAGACCGAGGAGAUGUAUGCGAAGUCAAGUGAACUGGCAUAUGGAAUGAAGGCUGCUCGUAAAUCUUGCACGAGAGCCGAAUUCCAAAGACGAGGGUAUGGGAACCGUCGUGAUUCUAAGACCAAGGAUCACGGGGGGGUCUAA
Molecule: messenger RNA, 810 nt
Organism: Penicillium manginii
Lineage: Eukaryota; Fungi; Ascomycota; Eurotiomycetes; Eurotiales; Aspergillaceae
Exons: 1
Coding region: 1-810 (269 amino acids)
Source: RefSeq, a predicted model, not a curated record